CCGUAAACGCGUCUCUCUCUAUAAAGGGAGUGACACUGAUUGGCCAGAGGAAAGUAAAGUCGGUGCAGCUUCAUCAGAACGAGGCUGGUCGUCAGCUAGGCUCCAAAUUAGAAUUUUCCUCGAAAAUGGCAGGAUUAGAACAAGACUUAACGUGUUCUAUGUGUUUUGAACUAUUUACUAAUCCAAAAGCGCUUCCAUGUCUACAUACUUUUUGCCAAGAUUGUUUACACCAAUAUAUAAUGAACAAGGAGGAUUGUGUUCGGCAAACAGGUCAUUUAACAUGUCCAAUUUGCCGUUCAUGUUGCAAACCCCCUGAACCAAUAGAUCCUGACCCUGGAAAAUGGGCCCAAUCGUUUUCUAGUAAUCAUCUUAUUACAAGCCUUUUAGACAGAUAUGCUGCUCAACGAAAUCAUCAGCCUGAAACUUCUGAUAAUCUCAAAGACGUUACUGAAGUGGUUUGUUCAUGCACUAAGAACCCAGCUGUUCGAUGGUGUGAACAAUGUUCCUAUCCUCUCUGCAAUGUUUGUGAAUCCGAACACGAUAAAUACCAUGUUAUUGUCGAUAUGACAUCUAAGCACGUAAACAGUACUUCAGGUGCUGAAUCAAAACUGGAAAAUUCAUGUCCUAAACAUCCAGAUAAAAAUCAAAAUUUGUACUGCUUGAAAUGUAGUGCAUUUUGCUGUGAUAGGUGUGCAUCUGUAGACCAUGAAUAUUGUGAAAAAGUUUAUCCCUUGAAAUUAGCUGUCGAAAACAAAUUGCAGUUGGGUCAAGUUUAUAACUCCAUCUUGAGUCUCCAAAAGGACAAUAUAAAUUAUCUACGAGAGCUUAUCACAAAGAAACUGGACAAGAACAAAAGCCAUGGGGACAAUCUUAAGCAAGGAAUUCAGUCAAUUCGGAUUCGUGUCAACAAGCUCCUUUUGGAGCAGGAAGAAAAACUUCUGGAUCAAGUACACACUAACUCCCUGAUUAAGAUAAAUUUAUUGAAAAAAAUACAAGAAGAUUGUGAUAAUAGUAUUGAAAUGUUAAAUACAAAGGUUGAGGUGAUAAAUAGUGCCUUAUCAGUGAAAAAUUCCCAAGAAAGGGAAUUCUUAAAGAUUUGGGAUGAUGUUUCAAGUUUUAUGACCAAAAACACCUCUCAGCAUAGAGAAAUAAAAACUAAGUUGGAAAAUAUUCAUAUUUCUGAUCUUCAUUUUGAACCAGGAGCUGCUGUGUGUGACAUUCUCCGCCACACUUCAAAUCUUGGUAAGCUUACUGAUUCCAUUCAGUCUGACAUUUUUACUCAUGAAGUAUUCUCUCCAACGAGAAAGCAUUCAAGCACGCGGCGAUUGUCUUUUAGGUACAGUACAAACCUUUUAAUGGAUUCUGAGCUUAGUGUUCAUCUGACUGGUAUAUGUGUAACUGCACAGGAUUCUGUUGUAGUCAGUGAUUACACAAACAGGAAGCUGAAAAUGAUUACUAAAGAUAACCAUUUAACUUGCUGUGAGCUGAUGUCUGGCCCCUACGGAAUCGAUUACAUAGCCAGUCUGUCCGAAGUAGUUGUUACGCUUCCAGAUAUUUUGAAAAUUGCAUUUGUUUCUGAAACAAUGAACCUUAAAAAACAACUAAGUGUUGCCAAGGCAUAUUGGGCAGUGGCCUAUGAUGAAUCUAAAAUGACUCUAGUAUGUUGUUCUUCAAAUCCACCUGCUAUAGAUAUUUUGUAUGAUGGAGUUCUGAUCAAAACAAUUGGGUUUGAAAAUGAACGCAGACCACUGUUUUGUGAACCUGAAUAUAUAACCGUCAGUUGUCAUCAAAAAUUUAUUGUUUCAGAUUGGAAAAAAAAAAGUUUAUUUUGUUGUGAUAAAUCUGGUAGGGUUUCUUCAGCCUUUAUUGGUGACUAUGGUGUCAACCAGUUACAGUGUCCUUUAGGUGUUACUCUAGAUGCAGAUGGUUUUAUCUAUUUAGCAGAUAAAGAUAGCAAUAGAAUUUAUAAAUUUACCCCAGAAAUGACAUUUGAUAGUAUUUAUCUUUCAGAUGAGGAUGAAAUUGAACAACCUGUUUCACUGGCUUUUAACUCUGUAGGUCAACUUUUUGUCAUUGAAAUUCCUGGUCUGUUGAAAUUUUAUGGCUAGAAUUUACACCCUUGCAAAUUAUUGGCUGAUCACUCAAAUCUUUUUGAUUGAUUACUUAAUAAUAUAUGAAAAUGAAUCAUUAAUUACCUGCAAUCCACUUAAAUUUUUUUUUUCCUAUUGGCAAGAAAAUUAGUUGUAUGUGCAUCAAAUGUCUCUCUCUAGUCAUUGUGGAACAUGUUCAAAUUUGAAACAUCAGUUGUUAUGAUAAACAUAUCCUAGUCUUUUGUGGAUUAUUUCAUUAGCAGAACCAGUACAAAUUUGCAUAUUCUUUACCACUUCAUCAGUAGUUACCCAUCUGUUCAACAGAACCUUAUUAUGGACGCAUUCAAUAUGUUUAUGAUCAGUACAGGAUGUGGUUGGAAAACCGGUUCCUUGCUGGAUUACACAUAUGACCAUAUUUUAAUUUUCAAUCCAUUUGUAGAUGGUCCAUAGCAGUAAACACAGUUCCUGUAUUGAAAGCAUUUGGUGGAUUUUGACUCUUUAUGCACCUUCAUCUCACAGAAAACAGAUCACUGAAUACUGUUCUUUUGCAAACCAAACAGAAAGCAUAGUGGUUAUGAUUAAGGUCAUAAUGACUGAAGACCACAUCUAGUGAUGCCAUCAUUGUUUGAACAUCCACUUUUCCAUCCUUGCAUGUAUCAAACAAAAUCUGUUGAGGUGGACUGUCUGCAGUCAGAUGCCUUCACCUGUUUCCAAGUAAGGUAAUAUUUCCUUAUGGCAAGGCAUGUUUUCACAAAAGAUUAGAGGCAAGUGGCAUUGCUUGCAUAAUGGUGAUCUUGUUUACAACUAUGACAUCAUGUCAAGACAAGGAGACAUACAUACAUACACACACACAUGAUGGGGUUUCUUUCAGUUUCUGUUUACCAGAGCCAUUAAUGAGGCUUUGGCCAGCCUACAUAGCUCUAGCAGAAGAUACUUGCCCAAGGUGUUACAUUAUGAAAUGGAACCUGAAACCACAGGGUUGGGACCUCUUAACAACACAACCAUGAUGUGUGUCUAACUAAUUCUCCUCCAUCCCUUCCUCCAAAAAGGGAAAAACUUGUAAGUGUAUUGUGGUUAAUUCAUGAUUCACUCCUGCAUGUCUAUAGACUUUUAACUUAUUCCUUUUAAAAUUUUUUGCUGUUUAUUAAAAUGUCUGCCCUUUCCUUAUACAUUCUUUUACAUACAUGAAUUCAUAAACAUGUUCACAUAUAUACAUAUGCAAUCUGUAUUGGUGAAUAUUCAGACAGAUGCAUGCGUACAAUUCAUUAGCCAGUGAUCUAUUUUCUUUCCUCUGUAAAAUUAUCAGAAAUAUGAGAUUAAAUUUUUUUUUCUUUCAUGAAUAAGGAAACAAUUUUACCAGAUAACAUUGUCAAGAUACCCAUUGCUACUUUUGAAAGCAUUUUCUUAGUUAUGUGUUUAGAAAUCUUAGAUAUUUUAUGAUCUCUGUAUUGUAUCCAGAUUUAAGACUAUUUUGUCAAUGGAGAAGGGAAGGGCAAGAGGAUAAAUAUCUUAAAUGGCUCCCUGUUUGUGAAAUAAAUAAAUGACCUGUUCGUGCCCAAUAAAUUCCUAGUAGUGUAGUAGUAUGACUGGAUUUUCAAUUUUGAGGAAUUCCUUCAUUUUUAUGUCCAUUUUUUUCCUGCUGUGAAGGAUUAGAUUUAUAUAUAAUAGUGAGGCAUUGUUUUACAGCUGAAUGCCUUUUGUAUCACUAACCCUUACAUGUUUUGUGAGAAAGGGGUCUCUUGUCUUCAAAAGUGCAGAGUGAGUGAAUAAUUUGUGGACAAGGAAAUAACAUUGUUUGUAGCUCGGCAAAAUUUUCAGAGAAGCACAAAUGUAAGCAUUCACACACACAUAUGCACACAUAUAUGCAUAAAUAUAUAUAUAUAUGUAUGUAUAUAGAAUGGGCUUUGUACAGUUCUGUCUCCCAAAUUCAUUCACAAGGCAUUAGUCAGCCUACUACUGUGGUAAAAGACACCUUUCCAAGCUGUCAUACUGUGUGACUGAACUCAAAAUCAUGUCUGCAAAGUUAACUUUUUAACCACACAGUCAUAUUGAAAAUAAGAUUUCAGUUUUAAAAUCUGAAUUGCUUUUAAGUAGUUUCUUGAAAUCUGUUUGUGAAUUAUGUUUGUUUCCAUUUUUUUAUGUUCCAACAUCGUGCUCAUAAAUCUAACCAUCAUUGUGCAAUCUAUUGGCACAGUCCAUAUUUAACCUCUUACAUACAAUUUGUGUAGUUAACAUUUUGUGCCUUAUUUUAUAUUUAUAAGAAAUAUAUAGUGAAUAAAUAAACAGUUACUGUAUGUAAUUCCUUAGUAAGAUGGUGCAAUCUCAGACAUGAAUAUUGUGUCCUUCCUCCAAGCUGGGCACAUUAGCAUUGUAUCUACCAGUUUACAUGAGAAAAUUACUGCUGUUUCUUCUUUAAAGAAUAGUUUCAGGGAAAACAUUUAGAUGUAAAAACAUUUGUCCUAUUUUAUGAAAAUAUGCAUGUUUAGAACCAUUGAGAAUUUGUGUCGUUUUUAUGAAAGAGACAGUAUUUAAUAUGCAUUAAUUCAUAUAAAUAUUUUCAUGAUUUCAACAGAUUUGAACUGAAUCCAUUUUACGUCCAUCAAUACUUGAUACUCACAGUCAAACAGCUGCUUCCUUAGCUGUACAGCAUGUUUAGUUGUGUUCUUCUACACUAUUAUUUAACCUCUUUCAGUCAUUGCACUGCCUUCAAGGGUCCAUUUGAUCAAAUCAACCCCAGUAUUUUAAAGUCUACUGCUUAUUCUAUCAGUCUCUUUUUGCUGAUACACUAAGUUAUGUGGACAUGAACAAAUCAAUACUGAUUGUAAAGUACUGAGACAAACUCAAAGACCCGCACAUCUAUGCGCACACAUAUUUGUGUAUACUUACACACACAAACACAGAAUGGGUUUCUAUCCAUUUUCCUUCUACCAGAUUCACUUUCGAGGUAUUAUUUGGUGCAAGGCUCUAGUGGAAGGUACUUGUUCAAGGUGUCAUGCAGUGGGACCAAAUCUGAAACCAUCUGGUCGCAAAAUGAACUUCUUAACCAUACAACCAUGCCUAUUCUCUUGAUAUUUUUCAGCAGAUAUUUUUAAAGAUAUACAAAUGCAGAAGACUGUGCAAUUAACUUUUAAUACUAUGUAUUUUUUAUUAUUUUUCUUAUAAUUUUGGAGAAAUCUUUUAAUUUCUACUGCUUAGACUAUUGUAAAUUUUAAAGCAGUGUUCCUCUUACAAUUUGCCAUUACAUCUAGUUACCAAAGCUCUUAUAUUCAUUCAUUGCCUCCAUUUCUUUGAAAGUCUAUCUUCUGCUUUCUCUUAAGCUUGCAUGGGUCUAACUGAUUUGUAAAGCUGGACUUCGCAUUUGUUCUUAUGAGCAAAUGCUUUAUAGCUAGAAUCUCUUAACAUCGAACCCCUUUAACAAUUAUCUACUGGUACCUAUCUUCCACAAGAAAAGAAAUAAUUAAAAGCAAUAUGUAGUUUUUACAUUUUCCCAAUGUAUGUAUGCAUAGAAAAAUUAUUCUAUUGUUUUACAGUUACAACCACUCUUUAUAUAUAUAGUGAAUUGAAUAUUUAUUCCUUGCAUAUGAGUUUAAUUUUAAAACCUUAUUUUAAAUGGUCACAAUUUAAGAUUUGAUCUCUCUACAUAGAUAGUAAAUGUGGACAUUGUACAUAUAGCAUAUUAACAAAAAGUAUUUGCUCUUUACUCUUCCUUGUCUAUAACAUAUAUUGUCCAGCCCAUAAUAAUGGAAAAGUAGACAUACGAGUUCUUAUCCAGUGUCCACACACAUUGUUUUGAAUUAUUUAAACUUUGCUCAAGAUACUGAAAAGUUUUUAAACUCCCGCUAAACACUAAUGGAUGUGACGACCUUCAACCCAAAACAGUAAUGGCAGCCUAAAACUAUUUUGUUAAAUAGCUUUACAAUAUCGACCCUUUUGCUAUAAAAAUAUGGGCUGGGAAUAUUUGCAAAUUAUCUGGUAAUUUUUUUUUCCAAUUUUCAAAAUAUCGGUGUUCAGUAUGAAAAAUGUCACCCUUGCAAUCUUAUACUAUUACUUCCAUCCAUUUUUAUUUUUAUUCCAUUUGCAAAUUAUACAUUCCAUUCCUCUUCUCUUCCAUACCUUCUGUCUUUCACUGAAAACUGCUUCUACAAAUCUUCUGAAAAAACUCUGAAAGGAGCAAGUUUAUCUUAAUUAAAAUGUGGCUGAAAUUGAUUUGUUGGUUUCAGUUUAUAUGAUCACUCGAACAUCCUUGCUCUGAAAUAACUUAUGGUAUAAAAAAAAAAUAAAAUAAAAUGAAUGAUUAAACUAUAUUCAAAAUUAUAAACAAAAUAAUACAAGGUUCCCAGUGAUUUUUAGUAUUAAUAAUACAUGCCUCAUACAUUUUCAUGUCUAUAUUUUCAUUUAUUAAGUUAUCUUAAUGUUUGAAAUUACAAAUAUACACUUCUAUAGGUUUAUACAUAUACAUACAUAUAUAUAUAUAUAUAUAUAUAUAUAUUAUAUAUAUAUAUAUAUAUAUAUAAUUCCUGAAUACCUUUUAUCCAUUCAAAAUUAGGAUGCAUAGUUUAUGGCAUUGAUUGAAAUCAUAUUGUCUGUAGUCUUGUACUUCAACAAACAUGUUUCUCUUUGUACAUAGAAUACAUUCAAACCUAUUCUUAAUGAAGCUUAUUUAUUUUCCAUAAAGUAACCAUUCUCUCUGCACACUUCAAACUCUGAAUCAUCUCAUUAUAUCUUGUCAGAAACUAGAUAUCAUUCCAUACUUGGUAGAAUUACAAGUUUGUAAUUUUUUUAGAAAUAAUUUUGAUAUUGACAGAAUCCAGUCAGUAUAAUGGUUUAUUACAAAUCCAUAAUUUUUUUAAAAUGUUUAACUUUAACAUUUGCAUUUUUAAUGUAGAAUGAAUAUUGCCUAUUAUCAACAAAAUGCAAUGGAAAACUAUUCCCUCCACAAUCAUAAAUAAAUUCUUUCAAGAAAGAAUGAAAAAAAAAAAAGUUAUAACUGAUUCUUAGUCUUUUCACUGAAUAAUAUAUUUUUGUCUAAGAAUUUAAAUUGUAAUAUUUCUUCAUUGUACAACUCAUCAAUCAAUAGUCAAAAAAAAAAAACCCACAUAGUUUAUCUACUUUCAAUGACUUUUAUUUUUGGAGCUUAUGUUAACAUUUACUUGGAUAGUUGUUUUUUCAUCCUCCCCUCCUAAUUUUCAAUCUGCAUAAUUUCUCUUUAAUGCUAAAUUGUAGUUGCUCAUUGUUUCACCCAUUCUCUUUAUGCUCUAAACAUUUUUAAAAAUUAAUUUUAACAAUGUAAAAUUAUGUCAAACUAACUAAAUCUUACUGGAUUUAUAUGAAUAUCUAUAUGAGUGUAUUAGUUUAGUAUUAGUUCUGUGUUAAAGUUGUUGUCCAAAUAAUUUGACUGUUUGCAUCUAGUCCCUGCUAGUUAUGUCAACAAAAAUGGCCAUCAAGAUAGGCAGCUUGCUGGCAGAAAACUCAAACUGUUUUGAUAAGAGCUACAGUAAUACCUGCUCAAUUUGCAUGUCUUUGUUUUGUGGAGGUAAUUUUGGUUCAAAAGAUACAAUUAAACAUUAAUAAUAAUAAAAUUAUGAAAUUCUGCCCAGCAUGACUAGAUGUAAAUUGAGAAGAAUCUGGAAUGAACUAGUAGAGUCUGCUGUAUUUUCAUGUUUUGACAUCCAGUGUAGCAUAGUCAUUUGUAUAUCUUCAUCUCACAGUUGGUCUGAAAACAAAAUGAUUAUAUUUUCAACUCCACUAAAUUAUUACAAAAAACAAUUUUAUUACUUGUCAUUAAUUGUAAUUGUCAUUAUAACAGUAAUUUAUGUCAUGUUCUGUAUUUUUUGUUGUUUUUUUUUCUUAAUAAGAAUGUUUAUAUUUGUCAAAUUUCCUAAUUUGUUCAUGUCAUAUGUAAACAGAUUUAUCUUGGUGAAGAUACAUAAUGAUUUUUUUCCUUUUCACUUCUUCCUAUGAAGAGAUUAUAUAAAGUUAUAAUAAAUAACCAACAUUUCCAUA
Octopus sinensis (East Asian common octopus) is the source of this 8093-nucleotide messenger RNA. Its product is annotated as E3 ubiquitin-protein ligase Trim36-like. Gene Ontology annotation, molecular function: protein binding; zinc ion binding. The record is from RefSeq and is a predicted model, not a curated record. The transcript has 2 exons. NCBI's taxonomy places the organism in Eukaryota, Metazoa, Mollusca, Cephalopoda, Octopoda, Octopodidae. Bases 126 to 2108 code for a protein of 660 amino acids.